GGAGAUACUUCCCUUUAAGGUAUUGGUUGAGCUUGGGAUAUAUGCAUCCUCGGGGUACAGCAUCGACUGUGUCAUAAUAUGUAACUGUGCCCAAUGUUCUUGAACGCACCCCAUAGCUGCGGACGUAGAUUUGACUGCGCAAACCAUGAAACAAACAGCAUUUGUUUUAACUCCUGUCUGUUAUUUUCCAAGCCUAUCAAAGUCGUAUUAAUUUGCUCUUCACGACAUUGGGUUUUCCACGUCGGAUGUAACAAAACUACUCAGACAUAAUGCUGAUAAAUCGCAGUUCCGUUCUUACUUUGAUCGCUUUUCAUACAAUGUAACUUAACUGUUCGAAACAGCGGCUCGCUCGAAGAUCGGACAGCCUCAUACUUCCUGAUGCAUUACAACGUCCAAGAUGCUUGAGACGCCACCUGGAUAUCCCUUCGAAGAUAUAGAAUAUGAGGACAUAGAAGUUGAAGAGGUUGUUGGCAGAGGGACAUUUGGAGUUGUCUUCAAGGCCAAAUGGAAGGGCAAAGAUGUGGCCAUUAAGACAAUAGAGAGUGAAUCUGAGAGGAAAGCCUUUGUAGUAGAGCUCCGCCAGCUUUCCAGAGUAAAUCACCCAAACAUUGUAAAGCUCUAUGGCUCAUGUCAUAAUCCAGUGUGUCUGGUUAUGGAAUAUGCAGAGGGUGGGUCAUUAUACAAUGUUCUACAUGGAGCCGAGCCCCUGCCUCAGUACAGCGCCUCCCAUGCGAUGAGCUGGUGUCUGCAGUGUGCCCAGGGAGUCUCCUAUCUCCACGGCAUGAAACCCAAGGCCCUCAUUCACAGAGACCUCAAACCUCCCAACCUGCUGCUGGUGCAGGGUGGCACCGUGUUGAAGAUCUGCGACUUCGGGACAGCUUGUGACAUCCAGACUCACAUGACCAACAACAAAGGAAGUGCCGCGUGGAUGGCCCCGGAAGUGUUUGAAGGUAGUAACUACAGUGAGAAGUGCGACGUGUUCAGCUGGGGCAUCAUCCUGUGGGAGGUGAUCACCCGAAGGAAGCCCUUUGACGAGAUCGGCGGAUCGGCCUUCUGCAUCAUGUGGGCUGUGCACAGAGGUACUCGCCCACCCCUGAUAAAGGAUCUCCCAGAGCCCAUUGAGGGCCUGAUGACCCACUGCUGGGACAAGGAGCCGGCCCAGAGGCCCUCCAUGGAGGAGGUCAGAAACACCAUGGCAAGCCUCAUGAAGUACUUCCCAGGGUCGGAUGAACCACUGCAGUACCCCCACCAGUGUCCAGGCAACAGCCGGAGUGGCUCCUCUUCGUCCACAAGCACAGGUUCCUACGCAGAUAACACUAUCAACAGCUACAGGACUGAAACCAACAUGGAACCAGGAACGAACUCUCAAGGAAGAGAUGACACCCUGAAAAGCAUUGAAGCUAGAUUUCCACUUCAGUUCAAACCAUCAAAGGUGGGUACGUUACGCCCCAGCCUGUCCUUGUCCCGACGGGCAAGUGUGGAGAGCCUUCCUGACCGUGAGCGUACCCAGAGCCCUGCCCCCACUGAGAUCAAAGGCUCUGAGAUACGGAUGCCUGUUAGUCCCUCGGAUAUUAAUGGUAUGGACAGCUCCAUCCCCAUGGCAUAUCUGACACUUGACCACCAGCUUCAGCCCCUGGCGCCGUUCUCUAACGCCAGAGAGUCCAUGGCAGUGUUUGAGCAACACUGCAGGAUGGCCCAGGAGUACCUGAAAGUGCAGACUGAAAUUGCCCUGCUCACCCAGAGAAAGAAGGAGUUAAUCUCUGAGCUGGACCAGGAUGAGAGGGAGCAACAGAACACAUCUCGUCUGGUUCAGGAGCACAACAAACUGUUGGAUGAGAACAAGAGCCUCUCCACCUACUUCCACAUUUGUAAGAGCAAGCUGGAGCGGAUCCAGAAUCAGCAACAACAGAAGAGUUAGAAUGGCACUGAUGCGUGCUCGUCGCCUCUGAACUGUCCUCAGAUCAGCAGCAGUUAGAGAGACUGUCAAUUGGCCAAUUCUUUAUGUCUCCUUUGUCAAUUCUUGUUUUGGUUUUGACAGUCAAAUAUACCUGCCAUAUACUUUUUGUUUUUUAGGAUUAGCAGCCAAAGAGUCUGGCCAGUCCCUGAAACUCCUUUUUGCUCUUAAGCUGUUAUUGGAUCACUGGCCAAAGAGGAAGGCCAUGUAAUUACAAAUCAUUUGUAGAGCCUCAACUGAUCCACAGUUAACAGUAGAUUACACAGUUAAGCGUGUCUCCCCUCAGGCCCUAGUUCCUCAUUGUUUUGUGCAGUAAUGACAUACUUCACCUGUCACUACCCAAAACCACAUUCAGUACAUCUGUGUGGUGAAAGAUGUCUCAACAGCUCAGUUUAUUUCAGUAGUUGUUUUUGUUUUGCCAGAGAACCAGUGUGCAUUGAGGAAGUAAGCGAAGCCCUGUAAAUUGAAUCUCUCUGGUAGCUGGUGACAUCCCAAGUAUAUGUGUGAUAUGAGAAAGGCUUUUGUAGAGAGUUGUUGAUAAGAUAUUUCCUGUCUUGUGGCAGAUGACUGUCUUUGCAGGUUAUUGUAGAAGUUCUAAUAGUGAGAGUGGUAUUUCAUCUUAUUAUUACUCCCUGAUUACGAUAUUUCGGUUGUAGUUUGAAGGGAGAUGGAGGAGAUAACGCAGUGAUGUUAUUUCACACAUACUGUUGUCUUUUUAAAUGUGUAUAUUUUUAUCUAUUCAAUGGGUCAUCGGAAGUGAUGAUAGUAUUUCAAAUGGAACAUUCUUUUUAUGAAUUUUAAGGAGCCCAGCUAUGCCUAACCAUGUUUGGAAAAUUAGCAAUCUUUUAUUAUAGUUUUGAGAUCUAUCUGCCUAUGUUUUAAAAUAUAUUUUCAUUGAGACGACCUCAGUGAGAAUGCCUCCACCCCACAAUUCACCCGUUAUUGGGGUUUGUUUUGUUCAUUAUAGUCAGUAUUUCACUUGUAUACACACCAACAGUGUUCAGUGUCUAUGUGCUGGUUGUGGAAUAACCAUUUGGUCUUUUCCCAGCACUUCUAUCAAUAUGUAAUACACUUUGAUUUGCUUUAUUUGCCUUCUGUGUGUUUUCACAAGUUGCCUUAGGCCGUAUCGCACUCUGUACUAUAUUUUCUGUAACAGCGUUUUGACUUUUGAUUGUAUAUCUUCAGAAUUUCAAAAGUACUUCACUAAAAAAGUAAUGCACUCCAGAAAAGACUUUCUUUCAUUAUUUGUACGACGGACAUUAUGUAUUUCGUUUUUUGCCGUAGCCUUUCUUUCAGAUUUUAUUUGCGCUUUGUGUGUCACGUGGUUUAGAAAUGCCUGUAUACUUUGUUGCAUAAAGAGAUUCUCAUUUAGAUUUCAGUGGCAUUAGAAUAGUCUUUGAAAGUUGUCUAAACAAAUAUAUUUGCACAAAUUUUGA
Messenger RNA from Esox lucius (northern pike), 3390 nucleotides. Its product is annotated as mitogen-activated protein kinase kinase kinase 7. NCBI's taxonomy places the organism in Eukaryota, Metazoa, Chordata, Actinopteri, Esociformes, Esocidae. Bases 398 to 1918 code for a protein of 506 amino acids. Gene Ontology annotation, molecular function: ATP binding; magnesium ion binding; MAP kinase kinase kinase activity. The record is from RefSeq and is a predicted model, not a curated record. The transcript has 15 exons. Gene Ontology annotation, biological process: JNK cascade; protein phosphorylation; positive regulation of canonical NF-kappaB signal transduction.